AUGCGCGCCUAUACGUUAACAGUUCUCGCUCACUGCACUCAAAGUGGUGACACACUUGCAACUGAUAAGGAGAUCAUCGCAUGGGCUAAUAAGAAGCUAGCGGAGAGUCAAAAGAAGGCAUCGAUUAGAGGUUUCCAAGACCCAGUGAUUUCGAAUGCACGUGUUGUGCUCGACUUGAUUGAUGCGAUUAAACCAGGCACCAUCAAUUAUGAACUUGUGAAGACUGGCGGACUUGAGGAAAAUAUGGCAAACGCAAAAUAUGCGAUCACGUCAGCGCGUAAAAUUGGUGCUAAGAUCUAUGCAUUGCCCGAGGAUAUCGUUGAGUUUAUAAGGGGUGUCGUUAUAUUACAGGUAAAGCCCCGAAUGGUGAUGACCGUGUUUGCGUGUUUGAUGGCACUUGAUUAUAUGCCAGAUAUGCGAGAAAGCGAAGCAGCUAGUUCACCGAUUUCUCCAAUGCGCAAUUACUAA
Messenger RNA from Anisakis simplex (herring worm), 468 nucleotides. The record is from the annotation of a GenBank genome assembly. NCBI's taxonomy places the organism in Eukaryota, Metazoa, Nematoda, Chromadorea, Rhabditida, Anisakidae.